AUGCAUGGAAGCGUUUCAGGAGAUCUUCUAGUAAAUGCUGAGGUUGAUUCCAUGGGAGGAGUUGUCGAUAGUGGAGGUGGUAUUGGUAUCAAAACAUCUCCACGCCGAACAGCAAUUGAGAAGGCUCAAGCGGAGCUAAGGCAAGAGUAUGAUGUUCGUGAGGAAAGGAGGAGAGAAUUGGAGUUUUUGGAGAAAGGUGGUAAUCCCUUGGAUUUCAAGUUUGGUGUUGCAACUUCACGUAGCAUCCAAUCUACAUCACUCACAGAUCAGCAAGCAGAGCAUUUUGUAAACAGUGAAGUCAAGGAUAGUUUUGCCCUGACUGCCUCGCCCCAUGGAGACUCUGUGGAGAGUAGUGGUAGACCCAGAGUUCCUACAAUUUCUGAACCCAAUACCGCAGAUAACCUUUUACUGUUUGAUUCUGAAAGCAAGUCAGUUGAAGGAGAAAGAAAUUUGAGAUAUCCUAAUAGGCAAAACAGAACGUCUGAGUCAGAACGGUCUUCCAAAGCGAAUACCAACCAGAGUACCAAAGAAACAGAAGAUUCUGCCAUCUUUCGCCCGUAUGCCCGUAGGAACAGAUCAAAGAUAAAUCGGGAUCCAGCAAGGUCAAGUUCUACGGAUCUAGUUCAGAAUCGUGGUGGUCUUGCAACCUCUAUUUCUAUUUGCAGAGGAUCAGUGGACGGAAAGGGUUGCAUUCCCGAAGCAGCCAAUCAAAAGGAUAGGCAUACAACUUCCGUAUCUUGUCCAAUAUUUGCAAAUUCAAAUGGUAAUAUUGUUCCGAAAAAUGUAGCUCCUAGCAGUCCGCUGAACACCACGGUGGAUGGUGGACCUGUUGUACAAGAGAGUACUGUUGGAUCCAAGACUAGUCUAUUGAAAGAUGAAGCAGACAUUACAUAUAGAAAAAGCUCUGCAUAUUUGCCUUUUGAAGAUACUGUCCAUGCUGAGAAGGCACAACUAGUUUCGACUACUACAGAGGUUGAGUCUCCCAAACCGGUAACAAUAGCUGGCCAGGAUAACAAUUCUACCCAAUUGAAUGGCCUAAAAGAUUCUAUGGGAGAGAAAGAAAGCUUAACAAAUAGAGGAGCUGCAGGGGAAAAAGAGUUAGACUCAGAGUCUUCUCAUGCUAACAACUUAGAAGUAGAUGUAGAUAAUGAAAGAGAUCUUCAUCGAGCGGACAGACUUGACUCAGAAGAAAUCUCUAUGCAGAAGGCUUCAAGAGUAGAGGGAUUGCUGAAUCAAACAGUUGGUGAGAUGACGAAAACUAAGAUUGAGGAUGAGACAGAUCGAUCUACUGCAAUUAUUAGUGAGCGCAGUCCUGUGCGUGAAAUGCAGAUGAAUUCGGUUAAAACUGAAAAUCAAAGUUACAGAUGUACAGCUGAGCUGCAACAUGAAGAGAAAUGUUCUGACACUGAGAAAAACCUUCAAGAUGGGUUGGUUGUACCUGAAAUUGACAGGAAAGUUAGUAGUGUUUUAGCUGACAAUCCGAGCAGCUCUUUGCACCCUGGAAUUCCUCAGGCAUCUGUAGACACAAGUUCCUGCAUAGUUGGUGAUAAUGUAUUGCCAGGAACUCACGUUGAAGCAUUAAAACAUCAGCCUACCACAGAUGGUGGCUUAAUAGUAUCAGAUACUGUGAAGGAGGACUCUAUCCUUGAGGAGGCACGGAUUAUACAGGCAAAGAGAAAAAGAAUUGCCGAGUUAUCUUGUGGUACCGCACCAGUGGAGGUCCGCGAGAAAUCUCAAUGGGAUUUUGUCCUCGAAGAAAUGGCAUGGCUAGCAAAUGAUUUUGCGCAGGAGCGCCUUUGGAAGAUGACUGCUGCCGCACAAAUUUGCCAUCGAGUUGCUUUGACUUCUCAGUUAAGAUUUGAGGAACAGAUUCAGGAAAGAAAGCUGAGAAAUAUAGCUUCAAUCCUAUCUAAUGCUAUCUUGCAAUUUUGGAGUUCUGUGGAGGUUCAUGGGGAGCUGGAGGAGACAAGCUUGGGAAUUGAUAAGGAGCCGUGCCAAGAAUCUAGUUGUGAGAAUGGCAGAAAAUGUUUAGCUGCGGGUGUCCAGGAGUAUGCAAGUAGAUUUUUGAAGUAUAACAACUGUUCUAUUCCCUAUCAUUCAGCUKCACUGUCAACAUCCUACCAUAUGUGUGACCCAGAAAUAUUGGAUAGAUCUUUGGUUGAUCAGCUUACAGAAAAAAGCCUCUUUUAUUCAGUUCCAUCUGGUGCAAUGAAGGUGUACCACACGUCCAUUGAGACUCAUCUCGCACGCUGUGAGAAAUCUGGAAAUAGCAUGCAGGAGGAGGUUGAUACAUCAGCCUAUGAUGCUGCUGGAGAUAUAGGAUAUGAUGUCACUGCCUUUGAUGAGGAUGAAGGAGAAACAAGUACCUAUUAUCUUCCUGGAGCUUUCGAAAGUAGCAAAUCAUUUAACCUAAGCCWCAAAAAACGGAAGAAUUUGAUGAAGUCUCAUUCUGCYCGGUCAUAUGAUCUUGGAGCUGAUWUAYCAUACGUCAACUACACAGGUGGGUCUAACUCAUYGAAUUUGAUGGCAAAAAGGCCUGCCAGUAAUAACARUGUUGGCUCAGUUCCGACGAGGCGCRUGCGCACUGCCUCCAGGCAGAGGAUUGUGAGUCCUUUUGGCUGUGCUACUGCUGGGAGUUUACCAGUGCCCUCAAAAACAGAUGCGUCUAGUGGGGAUACUAGCUCUUUUCAGGAUGAACAAAGUAGUUUGCAUGGUGGAUCGGCAGUUCAAAAAGGCACAGAGGUUGAUUYAAGUGGUAAUUUUGAGAAGCAGUUACUUUAUGACAUGACUGAAAUUUCAGCAAAACCUAAAAAGAAGAAGAAGACUCAUCUGGGAUCUGCAUAUGACCAAACCUGGCAUCUUGAUUCUUCAGUCCAUGCUGAACAGAAGGACCACUGGAAGAAGCGAGCAGAGAAUCAUUUCGAUAUGAAUGGUCUGUAUGGUCCUCAUAGUGCAAAGAAGCAAAAGACCUCCAAGCAAUUGGUAGAGAAUAAUUUUGAUAGUGCCAUUCCUCUCACUGGAUCAAUUCCUUCUCCAGCAGCUUCUCAGAUGAGCAAUAUGUCCAACCCUAACAAAUCUAUCAAAUUUAAUGGAAGUCGUGAUAGGGGCAGAAAAAUAAAAGGCCUGAAGAUUUCUCCUGGCCAGCAUGGUUCUGGAAAUCCGUGGUCACUAUUUGAGGAUCAGGCGCUUGUUGUCCUGGUGCAUGAUAUGGGCCCUAACUGGGAGCUGAUUAGUGAUGCAAUGAACAGCACCCUUAAAAUAAAGUGUAUAUAUCGUAAUCCAAGUGAGUGCAAGGAGCGUCAUAAGAUUCUGAUGGAUAGGAAUGCUGGUGAUGGGGCUGAUAGUGCUGAGGACUCGGGGACUUCUCAGUCUUAUCCAUCCACUUUGCCUGGCAUCCCGAAGGGAAGUGCGAGACAGUUGUUUCAGCGAUUGCAAGGGCCAAUGGAGGAAGAUACCCUGAAGUCCCAUUUUGAGAAGCUUUGUUCUAUUGGGAAGAAGUUUCAUUACAGAAAGACACAGAAUGAUGGUCGGGAUCCUAAGCAGAUAGUAUCAGUUCACAAUUCACAAGUCAUGGCUCUUUCUCAAGUAUUCCCGAAUAAUCUGAAUGGAGGAGUCCUAACGCCCCUUGAUGUCUGUGAAGCUUCGACUCCAGGUGAGGAUGUAUUUUCACUUGAAAAUCCAGGUUCACAUCCGGGUCUUCCAGCGUUGAAUCCGGGGAUGCCAGUGCUUCCUAAUUCUGGAGCAAAUCCAUCCACUCCUGGAUCUUCUGGUGGGGUUCUCGGCAACAAUUUACCAACCACAUCUGGUGUACACGGUGCUUCUGUCAGGGAUGGUAGGUACAAUGUUCCUAGAGGGUCUUUGCCACUUGAUGAACAACACAGACUCCAACAAUUUAAUCAGAUGUCAUCUGGUAGAAACCUGCAGCAGCCUUCUUUAUCAAUUCCUGGAGCUGUCUCAGGAACUGGACAUCGCAUGGUUCCUGGUGGAAAUGCUAUGGGUGUUAGUGGAAUGAACAGGAGCACACCCAUGUCAAGACCUGGUUUUCAAGGGAUGGGCUCAUCAGCAAUGCCAAGUACUGGUAGCAUGCUUUCCUCUGGUAUGGUGGGAAUUCCAAACACUGGAAAUAUUCAUUCUGGAGGAGGAGCUUCUCAAGGAAACUCCAUGCUCAGGCCUCGUGAAGCUGUGCAGCAUAUGAUGCGGAUGCAGGCUGCCCAAGGGAACAGUCAGGGGAUCCCAGCUUUCAGUAGUUUGAGUUCUGGAUUUACUAACCCGACAACUCCUGUUCAGGCUUACCCAGGCCAUCCUUCUCAGCAGCAUCAGAUGUCACAGCAGUCACAUGUGCUUGGCAAUUCGCAUCAUCCUCAUCUCCAGAGCCCAAGUCAUGCCACUGGAUCACAGCAGGAAGCAUUUGCUCUCCGUCAAAGGCAAAUGCACCAGAGUCCUCAGACUCAACCACCCCUUUCGCCGCAGCCAUUAUCGGCCUCUCCUAAUAUUAAUGCUAUUGCUCAAAAGAACCCGCAGAAAUCUCAGUUGCCAGUUCAUGGUCUGGGUAGGAAUCCGCAGUCUGGUGGUUCUGGAGUGAACAAUCAAGCUGGAAAACAACGGCAGCGACAACUCCAGCAGCAGUUGCAGCAAUCUGGAAGACAGCAUCCACACCAGCGUCAGUCAACACAAGGCCAACAGCAGAAUAAGCAGUUGAAGGGGAUGGGUAGAGGAAACAUGAUCCAUCAGAACAUCACUGUUGAUCAGUCACACAUGAAUGGUCUCACCAUGGCCCCGGGAAAUCAGGCUACCGAAAAAGGAGAGGCAGUAGUUCCAGUUAAGCCUGAUCAGCAGUGCAACGCAGGGACUGUCACGAGCACACAUCUGCAGUCUAAACCUGUUCCUCCACGGUCUUCGAAUCAUUCACAGCAACUGCCAAAAGAAAUUCCUGGUGUUUCAUCUCCGUCCCAACAACAACAGAUGCAGUUACAUUCAGACAAUAGCAUCCAAGGUCAGAGCUCACCUGCAGCCCCAUGUAAUAUGUUAUCCACCUCUAGCCCGACUACUACACCAGCAGUUGCACCUUCCAACCAUCAGCAUUUGCUGGUACACCAUAAGCAGCGCAAUCAUGUGCAGUCGAUAGCUCAGCGAGCUCUUCAUCAUAAUCAGCUAGGGAACUCUGACUUAGCAAGGAAGUCCCAAGCUGAACGUAUGCCACGUGUUCCACUGUCUGUCACAAAUGCCACCCAAACAGCUUGUAUGAGUACGACCAAGGGUAUGCCUCAAGCAAGUAAUGAUUUGAAAAACAUAAAAGCAGUUGGUUCUACUGCUUUGCCUUCUCCAAACGCAUUGGAACCUCCAUCCCCUGCUGCCUCUGUGCAAAGUGCUGCUCCUAAAUUAGAUAACAGUUCUAAUACAGAUUUAGCUGGGAGUGAUCCAGUAACAACACCGAACCAAGGAAUAGCUCAGAAGCAAUUAUCUGGUGGCUUGCCUACUAGUCACGGGCUCAAGGUCAUGACACAGAGACAACAGUCGGUACCUUCAGUAGAAGAAAAAAGUCCAAAGUUGGCAGAGCAGCUGAGUGUAGAAAAUCAGAAACAUCUUGCUUCUGAUCAGCAGCCGCAAGUAGAAGAAGCACAAGAAUUAUCAUCCCCCAAGCCUCCUGAUACAAAAGUGGAAUGA
Messenger RNA from Arabis nemorensis, 5664 nucleotides. The record is from the annotation of a GenBank genome assembly. NCBI's taxonomy places the organism in Eukaryota, Viridiplantae, Streptophyta, Magnoliopsida, Brassicales, Brassicaceae.